CUCCAACCAAUCACCAUAAGGGUUCAUGUGAAACUACAUCUCCCAGUGAACCUUGAGCGGUCAGUACGAAAGCAAGCUUGAGAGAGGCGGAGUCUAGGUUUUGCUGGGCUGAUACUGAGUGUGCGGGGUGACUGUACGACUAUAUCAGGGCAAACAUGGCUAUCCUCUUCGCUGUCGUUGCCAGAGGUACAACUAUUCUUGCAAAACAUGCUUAUUGUGGUGGUAAUUUUUUGGAGGUGACUGAGCAGAUUCUCGCCAAGAUUCCUUCAGAAAACAACAAGCUUACAUAUUCCCAUGGGAGUUACUUGUUCCAUUAUGUAUGCCAAGACAGAAUCAUAUAUCUCUGCAUUACUGAUGAUGAUUUUGAGAGGUCCAGAGCCUUUAAUUUCUUGAAUGAAAUAAAAAAAAGGUUUCAGACAACAUAUGGGUCAAGGGCACAGACAGCACUUCCCUACGCAAUGAACAGUGAAUUUUCCAGCGUUCUUUCAGCACAGAUGAAACACCACUCAGAAAAUAAGACUGUUGACCGUAUAGAGGCGACUCAUGCACAGGUGGAUGAAUUAAAAGGAAUUAUGGUUCGGAAUAUAGAUCUUGUUGCACAAAGAGGAGAACGGUUAGAGCUCUUGAUAGAUAAGACAGAGAACCUUGUUGACUCUUCAGUGACCUUUAAAACCACAAGCAGAAACCUGGCCCGAGCUAUGUGUAUGAAGAAUUUGAAGCUGACCAUUAUCAUUGUUAUCGUAACAAUAGUUAUUAUCUACAUCAUUGUAUCUGCAGCAUGUGGAGGACUGUCAUGGCCGAGUUGUGUGAAUAAGUAAUUUCUGGACUCCUAAUGCAUGAGUGAGUUCUUGAGGAACGAGAAAGCAAAAUCCUACCAGUUCCCAUGUGUAGCCUCCUACAGAAAAGAGAUGACUGAUCAGCCUUUUCCUUCAAUCACCUCGGUGUGUCGUUCUUCUUAAUUUGUCCUCGCUUCCAUCCACACCGGGAUUAACGCAUUAUCGCUUUGCCUUAUAACACAGAAGACUCACCUGGAGAGCCGGCAGCCUCAUGUUGUUCAACCAAGAAAGAAAGUAAAGUCUCUUGUAUUUGGCACUAGACACAGAUAUCCCAUACUCAAUCUAUUGCUUAAAACUUGUUUUUGUACAGUCCAGUUGUUUCCUAUUACAGAUGUAUAUUUGAGGUGCCUCCUAUAAAACUUUGCUUAAUUUUGUACUAUAGCUUGUUUUUAAUUAUCAGUUUACAUUUCUUCUGAUUUUUUCUUUUUUUUUUUUUUUGUUUAAGUUUGUACAUCCCUGUUCUUAACGGUCACUAACAAUGUAGUUAUUUAUUCUUUACUUGCCACCCUGCCAAACCAAGUUAAAAAACAAUUGGUGGAUGUUCCCCCACAAAACUGGUGAUUUUCAAAGAACAGCAUUUGUAUAUACCGAUUAAUACUGUGAAUAUCUGCCCAAGCAGUGCUAUUUCCAUUAUAGACUGUGUUUGUGGGUCAUUAGAAGGUAAUAAAGUCUUCAUUUAAAUGAAAAGUUUCAUCAGUCCCUAGUUAUGCUGUAGCAUAUAUUUUGAUUAGUCUUACUUGGGUUGAACUGUGAAUGUAUAUGGUUGUUUCAUUCAAAUUAUAGCAAAAUAUUUCAAAGAUCUGGUAAAGGAAGUUGGAGUGGUAAAACAUAUGUUAAAGGAACAGUGUGCUGUGAUUUUUUAUUCUCCCCUUUAAUGUGUUGCCAAUGAUCAAUUUUACCUGCUGGAGUAUAUUAAACAGUUUAGAUAUAGCUCCUUUACCUUUAUUUUAUCAUUUAAAAUAGCUGAUUUUGUCUGUUGUAUCCCCACCUAUAAUGAAAAUGUUAAUACUUAAGUAUUAGUUAUAGAAAAUCUAUAUAAACGAGAAGGUUUAAACUAAUCACACUCCAAGUAUGGGGUGGGACUGAGAGAUACUAAAAUGUUAAUUUUUCCAUUGUUUCAUUGGUCUUACUGUCUGUACAGUUAGAGAUAAGAUAAGGUAGAUUUUGUUUAUAUAGACAGAUGAGCUCUCCAUGCACGCUCAGCCCAUUUCAUUGUGUUGUGGUUUCAAUUAGCAGCGGCAGCUAUUUCAUAUGCAAUAAAUACCUUAAGUAGCAAUUCCCUUAUAUUUUAAACUAUGCAGUCAUCAUAACUUGUCAUUAUAAACACAUUAAAGGGAAAACUAUUUUACUGUGCACUGUCCCAUUAAGUUAACAAAAAUAAGAUCUAGAAAAAGGUAGAAAGCCAAGCCACAAUAUUAGACAUUUUGCUUCAAACUUUGAAGCCAGCCAACCUACUAAGAAUAUAUGUUUGGAACUGUUGGCGGGACACACACUCACUGUAUAACUCUUUUUUUGUAAACAUUUCCAAACGGUUUUUUCAAAAUAAAUCACUGAUAUUUUGAAUUGCAGAUAGUGAACGCCAUCUUAAUAAAUAAGUUGACUAAAUUUAUUGUUUUUUGUUUCCCAAAUGAUUUAUUGUACGUUUAUUUUAAUGGAUUUAUCUUAUUUUGUUUGUAAUGUUUUCUAAUAAGUAAUAUUUUAAGUAUCUGGCACAAACGCACUUUCAUAAAUAAAAAUAUUUACAUAUUGCAGUUCUCAACACAAUUUACUCAUUUCUUAGCAAACAGUUCUGCAUAGCCAAGCCAGCUUUAACACAGUCAGGUUUGUUUUUUUCUGGGGGUCUUUAUGAUGGAAGUUAAGCAUUGCUGAAUCAAUUUUGGUAAAAUAUGUGUCAGAAAUUAAAUUAAGAAUUUCAUGAUUCAGAGAGAGCACACUAUUUUAAGCAACUUUCAAAUUCACUUCCAUUAUCUAAAUGUGCACAAUAAUUUUAUAUACACACUUUCUGAGGCACAUGUAUGCAUUUUGUGAUUGGCUGACGGCUGUCACAUGAUGCAUUAGAAAGCAAAAUGUAACUGACAUUUGUCAGCAGAAAAUAGACUACUCAUUUGAAAUUCCAACUAAAUGCUUUUGCAUUGUUUUUUAUUAUGUAUUUGAUUAUGAAGUUAUACUAUGUUUAUUGGUCCUUUACAGUAUAAAGUAUUUUGUUUGUUUAAUUGUGCUUCAAAAUCUUUUGACUGCCACAAAUACUCUGCAGUGCAAGUAGCAGGUCAUUUAUUUCAGCCUUUGUUUUGAUCUAUUUCAAUACACAAUACAUGUUUUUAAAUCUGUACUCAUCAGGGCUAUCUGGCCAGUAGAGACAGGGUUUGCAUUUAGGGCAUCAGCGACAGGCAAACUGGGAUGUUUUUUUAAUCUAGACAUAAACUAUACAAAUUUAACUAUGUUGUAAGUUACAAUAAAAAGUGGUUAACCUCAUAUAGUGUGUUUCUUCUGUGUGCGUUACUCUGCACUUUUUGUUUUCCAUUUUAUUCAAGAGACAAUGUUUAAUAUAAGCUCAUCCUUAUCUAUACAUCAUUUCAAUCCCUUUUCAAUCAACAUCUGACAUGAAAAUGUGUUCUACUACGGUAGUAGUAAUGGAGUGAAUUCUACCCGGCCUAAAGCAAAGCAAAAAUGUUGCAACUUUUUAUUGUAUUCAGGAGCAGUAAGUUUCACAUUGAUCAUAAAAGUGAGUUGACAUUGUUUAUGGUCUAAGCAUUGGUACUGAAUUCCAGUCCUGCACCCCUGAAAGACUAGAACUUGAGGAUAUCCCUCUUGAUUCAAAUCAUAACUCAUAGACUUAGAUAAGUCUGCAAUUGUAACAACUUCCAGUGUUCAAUCUUGUUAAUAUACAUGCCCUGUUUAUUGUUGUUUUUUUUAUGGGGGGGGGGGUUACAUAACAUUUUUUGCCUUCUGAAAAUAUCUUGAACUAAAAUAGUUUCUGUGUUCAUGUGAGCCUUUUGCCAUAAUAUAAACUUACUGGAGGUCUUCAAGUUUCCUGCCCUAAUCCUGCCUUGUUUCAAUUUGCUGCUACAUAUUUUAGUAGUCUACAUGAGCAGUGCAACUAUUAAUCUUUGAAGGUAGUUUUAACAGUCAGAGAUAUUUUCAUUACGGUUUAAAAAAAAGAAAGAGAACCGGGGAAACGACGUGGGCAGUCAUCCUUUUCACCCUUGGACAGCAGUUCCACUCGGUGCUGCCACUGGAAACCUUGCUUUAUUUCUAUUUCCACUUCACUUGUUAGUUAUUCGAUUUUAUUCUCGGCUGGCCAGUGAUAUUGCCCUAAGCCACCAGUCUUUAGUCCAGUUCUUUUACCCUGGGGGUUAGGACCCCCUAGUGGGUCCCUGAAAAAUGUUUGUGGGUCCUGACAAGAUUUGAUCAUAUACUUUGUGUUUGUGUGUAUGUAUGAGCAUGUGUGUGUUUAUGUUCUGCUUAUCGUCCUUGAAAUUUCAAACUAUAUUAUGUCUUACCUCCAAUUGCUUAGCUUCCUCAAAUGAUUCAAGAGAUGAGCAGAAUAGAAUACUCUUCAGGCUUUGACCCAGCUAUAUCGAACCUGGUGUUGAAAUCUAGUUCUUGUGAGGUAGAAUGACUGGAUACCUUCACAGAUCCUCCGCCUUCUUUCUUGGGUUUUAUAACCAAGACUUGAAAGUGCUGCCACUAAGUUCUUGUGUGUGUGUGUAUAUGUAUGUAUGUAUGUAUAUAUACAGUAUGUAUGUGUAUAUAUAUAUAUAUAUAUAUACUGUGUAUAUAUAUAUUAUAUAAGUAAAACUAGCAUAUCAUGGACUAGUAAUUGUAAAGCUUCUUUUGAGCAGUUGUGCAAGUCUGUCAUCUCUUCUUCCUUGAACUAAAUUAGGUGUGGGUUCCUUUAAAUCGGCAAUCAGAAGUCUUGUAGACAGUGCUUCCUCAGACUUGGCAAAAGGAAUUUUCACCCACGCCUUUCUAUAGGUUGCUAAUUAAAGGGUCAUAAAACCUAACAUUUUUCUUUCAUGAUUCAGAUAGGAACAACUUUCCAAUUUAUUUCUAUUCUCAAAUUGUACUACUUUUCUUGUUAUCCUUUGUUAAAAAGCAGAAAGGUAAGCUCAGGAGUGUGCACGUUUAUGAAGCACUAUAUGGCAGCGGUUUUGCAACAAUGCUACAUUAGCAAGAGCACUAGAUGGCAGCACUAUUUCCUGUCAUGUAGUGCUCCAGACGUGUGCACACUACCUAUCUAGAUAUAUCUUCAACAAAGAAUAGCACGAGAUAAUAGAAGUAAAUUGGAAACUAUUUUAAAAUUGUAUUCUUUGUCUGAAUUAUGAAAGAAAAAUGUUGGAUUUCAUGUCUCUAAUGUUGUAUAUCAUAAGAAAAUACAAAUAUUUAUAGUUGAUGUUGAAUUUCUGUAUAUUCAAAUUCAUACAAUGAAUUCUUUGUAUUAUAUCCGAUUUGUUGUCUGAGUCAAUAUUAAGGGCAGUCCUUUUCUCUCCAAACUAGUCCUUGCCUCUCUAUGCAUUAAAGGGACAUGAAACCCCAAGUUUUUCUUUCAUGAAUCAGAUAGAGAAUACAAUUCUAAACAACUUUCCAAUUUACUUCUAUUAUUUAAUUUGCUUCCUUUUUUGUUAUCCUUUGCUGAAAUCUGCAAUCUCCCGAGUAGCAAAGAACCUAGGUUCUAGCUGCUGAUUGGUGGCUGCAGAUAUAUAACGAUUGUCAUUGGCUCACCCAUAUUAGAUAAUAUAAGUCAAUUAGAAAGUUGUUUAAAAAUGUAUUCUCUGUCUGAAUCAUGAAAGAAAAAUGUUGGGUUUCAUGACCCUUUAAAAUUUUCAGGUAGGGUAGGGCCAUAAAAGGCAUAUUCUUUAAAAAAAAAUCCCAAAGCCAAGAAAAAUAUAUAAAACAUUUGAUUGUAUUAAUUUAAUCUUUAUUAAAAAUGAGUAUAAACAUCCAUUGUUGCACGUUACAUUUUUGGCAAUGUGCUCAUUUACAUGUCUCUAACGUUUUGAUCUUAAUUUGUGUAGUGAUAUUAUGUAUAAACUUAUCUGUUUAAGUGUUCAAUUAUACACAUUUUAAUUGAAAUCUAACCUUUUGAACAGUUUGAAUUUUAAGCUCUAAACUUUGUUCUUAUUGUUAAGACUUAAUUCAGUGUUAUAAGUCUGGCAAAUCAAGUGUUUAAAUACUAAAUAAACAAAUAUAAAUGUGAA
Bombina bombina (fire-bellied toad) is the source of this 6034-nucleotide messenger RNA. RefSeq names its product vesicle associated membrane protein 7 (gene VAMP7). Lineage: Eukaryota; Metazoa; Chordata; Amphibia; Anura; Bombinatoridae. Bases 156 to 818 code for a protein of 220 amino acids. Gene Ontology annotation, biological process: exocytosis; vesicle fusion. Gene Ontology annotation, cellular component: membrane; SNARE complex. Gene Ontology annotation, molecular function: SNAP receptor activity; SNARE binding. The transcript has 8 exons. The record is from RefSeq and is a predicted model, not a curated record.